UGAACAGUAUGAAGGCUCAUGAUUUCAGACUGGACCGGAUGUAACGAAACCAACAGGUUGUUUGAACUCUCUCCUGAAAAAUCAUAUGACAAAGUCAUGGUAAUUGACACCAUCUGAUGGCUAAGAAUGCUCGAUAAGUUGGACGUCGGGUUUUGUUUAUGGUUGGGAUAGAACCAUGAGGGAGAAGUAGGGGUAAUUACCCAGAUGUCUGUGGUCCUAUAGAUGUAACUCGUAAGCUACAAGCAGUCAGGCCAAAUCUUGUGCUUGAAUAGAACCAAAAUUCCUCUUUAAAUUGCCGACCAUAUAACUUCCAGUUAAACGAUGCCGACAUUGCUCACCUGCGGUAACUGGGACAAAUUAUGAGAGUGUGACAUUCCCCUUGCAAGUGCUUGGCAAUUUCUUGUUAACUUCUCUGCCACUCUUUCUGAAAAACUCAAAAGCAAAGAACGACCUCUCAAAUGAAACUAUGUCUUCUGAUGCACACUCUCCUUGCUGCAGUUGCAAACUCUCUUAGAAGACAAGCAAAAGGGAAACAUUCUUUUGAAAAAUGAUCUCCAUGUCCUUAGACAUUUCUCUCUCUGGAUUGCUCACCUAUGUGCUUGCUUAUUUCACAGAAAGUGUUGUUUCCGUCCUUUGUAAACUGAUAGACCAGGGUCGAGCAUCCAACAUAUUUGAAACCCAAAGUUCAAAUUCCAGUAAGCUUCUGCAAGAAAUUCUAGCAAGGAAGAAGAUAGAACUUGUUUCAUCUGAGAUGGAAUUGGAUUCUUCAAGAAAGAAGUUAUUAGAGUUCAAGAAUUUCAAGGCAGCAGCAAGCAGUAACAAGCAUACAACAACUAGCAACCAGUCAAUUUUCAAGUUUAAGAAUGAAGGGGCUUCAAGUUCGAAAGAGGUAUCUCGAGUCCCAAGUUAUCCAAGAAGUAAGAUCUGCAGCAGCUUUUGUAAAGGUAAGGGAGUUGUACUGCAGGCUAGUGAAGCUGAACAACUGAACACACGAUUGAAGAUCCUUGAAGAAGAAAAUGAAAUAAUGAAGCUAGCACUCUUAGAGACAGCCAUGGAAAGGAAAGAAUUGGUUAACGAAAUAUGUCAUCUGUUUCAGACACUGCAACACUACAGCCUCCACCAUAAAGAUGAAGAGGAUGGACACAGAUCCAGCUAUGGAUCUUUGAUCCUCAAACCUUCUAAGGGUGGAGGAACCGAGUCGAGCGGUGUGUCACAACUUCAGUUGGAAAAUCAAGGUUCUGAAGAUCCUAAGGCCAAUAUAUUAGCGAUUCUUGAUCAGUGUUACACAUCUACUUAGAGUUAAUUGUUGUGUAGAUCAAUUUACAUUUCAUCAACUAUCAUGACUGAUAUGCUCAAGUAGUUUCCAAUCUUAAGAAACUCUAUGACAGAAGUAACAAUGAAUUUAAUUUAAGAUUUCCCCCAAAUUUCUCCUAGAACCUGCAUCAGGUCUCAAAGGUGAACAACCUUUGGCAAAUGAAACAAUGUAUGUAAAGGAAGUCAGGUAAAAUAAAUCCAUAACCUCGGAAGAAAGAUUGGCUCUUAGGGCGGAUGUCGGUGAACUGCUUCCGCAACGAGAGUGAGUCAUUGCAUGCCAAUCGAGGAUGGUUAGUAACGGCUCCCCUAAAAACGACUCAAAUGGAGGUAGGGUCUAGUGAUCGAAAGAGUUGCAUGAUAUAUGAGGCAUCUUCAACGAUCU
Theobroma umbraticum is the source of this 1696-nucleotide messenger RNA. RefSeq lists its product as uncharacterized. The record is from RefSeq and is a predicted model, not a curated record. Lineage: Eukaryota; Viridiplantae; Streptophyta; Magnoliopsida; Malvales; Malvaceae.